Messenger RNA from Auanema sp. JU1783, 1311 nucleotides. The record is from the annotation of a GenBank genome assembly. NCBI's taxonomy places the organism in Eukaryota, Metazoa, Nematoda, Chromadorea, Rhabditida, Rhabditidae.
AUGAAUCAAGAACCUUAUUUGGAUCAAUGGCAGACGAACGGAAGCAUGGAAGAUGAUGAUAUGGGUAUGCCAUCGGGAAAAUAUGCUCGCAUGGAAGGAGAUGAAAUGGGAGAAAACAAAGAGAGGUUCGCUCGAGAAAAUCAUAGCGAGAUAGAACGAAGGAGAAGGAAUAAGAUGACUCAUUAUAUUAAUGAGUUGGCCGAAAUGGUUCCUCAAUGCGCUGCCCUGGGUAGAAAGCCCGAUAAACUUACUAUUUUACGUAUGGCAGUGUCGCAUAUGAAGCAGAUCAGAGGUCCUCACACGGAUGAAACGUCCUAUAAACCAUCAUUUUUAUCUGAUCAAGAGUUAAAGCAUUUAAUCCUUGAGGCGGCUAAUGGAUUUUUGUUUGUUGUUUGUUGUCAAACAGGGAGAGUUCUAUACGUAGCUGAUUCUAUUCAACCUGUUCUCAAUUUAAAACAAGAAGAUUGGUUACAUCACAAUCUCAGCGAUUUGAUUCAUCCAGAUGAUCAAGACAAAAUUCGAGAUCAGUUAUGUGGUGGGGAAGUCGCCGUUAACAAAGUCUUAGAUCUCAAAACAGGUACCGUAAAACGAGAAGGAUCAUCAACAUCACGAGUACAUAUGAGUUGUCGUAGAGGGUUCAUUUGUCGGAUGAGGGUGGGAUCUUUAGAACCUUUACAUAGGAUACGUAACCGCAGACCAAUUUUCCAACACGGGGGACAUAAUUAUGUCGUUAUGCAUUGUACAGGGUACGUUAAAAAUACUCCUCCAUCCGGGUUGGAAGGAGCCACUUCCUCUUGUCUUGUAGCUAUUGCCCGUUUACAAGUUGCUUCCAUGCCCAUGUGCCCUGACCCCACUGCGUCUUCUCAAUUUUCUGUAAGAAUAGCGGAUGACGGAAAAAUGACAUUCAUUGACUCGCGAGCAACAAAUUUGCUGGGUCUCAGUGUCGAUCAAUUACUUGGUGGCUUCUGGUGGCAAUUAGCACAUCCUGCUGAUGAACAAACUUUACGAGAUGGUUUCAAUACUUUGAUGAGGGAUCAGCAAGUCAGACUAAAUGUGAGGAUUCGUACGAGCACAGAUUAUUUGCCAUGCUCUAUAUCAGCUUAUAAAUUUCUCAAUCCCUACUCCGAAGUUUUCGAGUACGUCGUUGCCACCCAUCAGAUUAUUAGCAGUGAAGACUCGACUUGGCAAGAAGGCGCUAUAUAUCCCCAAGCUACCUCAGAUUUUAAUCAUCCCCAAAACGAGUGGAGGCCUGAAGGGGCGCGAGACGCUUCUACAUGGCCACAAUGGGAUCAAACAUUUCCUCAUGUGUGA